AUGAACAACAGCAUCGCCAAAUAUCAUCCAAAAUGGUAUGUCCAUACCCACGAAAGAUGGUUUGACCCGGCGCUAGAUAUGCAAGAGGAAGACAGGACUUUUAUUGAAGAGGAGGUUGUUAGUGAUUCCGUUACCAUUAGAACUCGUAAAGUUAUUUCCAACCCAUUAUUGGCCAGAAGACAAUUUGUCAUUGAUGUCUUACAUCCAAACAGAGCUAACGUCUCUAAAGAUGAAUUACGUGACAGAUUAGCUGAAAUUUACAAAGCCGAAAAAGAUGCUGUUUCUGUUUUUGGUUUCAGAACCCAAUUCGGUGGUGGUAAAUCUACCGGUUUCGGUUUAAUCUACCAAUCUGUUGCUGAUGCCAAAAAAUUCGAACCAGCUUACAGAUUAGUUAGAUACGGUUUAGCUGAAAAAGUUGAAAAACCAUCCAGACAACAAAGAAAACAAAAGAAGAACAGAGAAAAGAAAAUCUUUGGUACUCAACGUCGUGCUGCCAAGAGAGCUGCUAGAAGAAACGCUGAUUAAGUUAAUCAAUGAAUUUAUAACAUGGAGAAGAGAAUUCGAAAUUUGGCUUCUUUUUAUCAGACCUUGUAUAGAAUAUAAUAUAAUAUAAUUCCUGUCAUUUGUGAUUUGUUGUCUUUAUUUUGUUCUUUCUCUUUUUCAUGUUUCUUUAUUGGUUUACUUUUCUUUCUUUCAACUUGAUGAUUUUUUAGUUGUUGUUUUGGGGUGCAUCAUCUACUUUAAUAAUUAUUAACAAAAAAAAACAAAAAACACAAAAAUCCACAAUCACAAAUAAAAC
Messenger RNA from Hyphopichia burtonii NRRL Y-1933, 799 nucleotides. RefSeq names its product 40S ribosomal eS24 domain-containing protein (gene RPS24). NCBI's taxonomy places the organism in Eukaryota, Fungi, Ascomycota, Pichiomycetes, Serinales, Debaryomycetaceae. Gene Ontology annotation, biological process: translation. The transcript has 3 exons. The coding region runs from base 1 to 525 and encodes 174 amino acids. Gene Ontology annotation, cellular component: ribosome. Gene Ontology annotation, molecular function: structural constituent of ribosome. The record is from RefSeq and is a predicted model, not a curated record.